Molecule: messenger RNA, 534 nt
Organism: Drechmeria coniospora
Lineage: Eukaryota; Fungi; Ascomycota; Sordariomycetes; Hypocreales; Ophiocordycipitaceae
Exons: 1
Coding region: 1-534 (177 amino acids)
Source: RefSeq, a predicted model, not a curated record
AUGUUUGGCCGAAGACGACGCACCCCCCUGCUCGGCGCCGCCGUCAUCGCGGGCACGGCGACGGCGGCCUCGCGGCACGGGGCGAAGAAGCAGGCGCAGGUGGAAUCCGAGCGGCAGUACCAGAUGGAGCAGGAGGCCGAGAUCAGGCGUUACGCCGAGGAGAACGAGCGGCUCCGCAACCAGCGAGCGAUCGACCAGGCGGUCAACGACGCCAUGUCGAAGCAGCAGGCCGAGAACAUGGCGAAGCAGCCCGUCUCCCCCGGCGGGCCCAUGAACAACAUGCAGUCGUCGGCGGCCAUGUCGCCGACGUACGGGUCCAACGACGUGCUCCACUCGCCGGCGAACUCGCUGCCGUCGCCCAUGUACCAGCAGGCAGGCAUGGCGCCGUCGCUGAUGCCCCGAGGCAACGCCGCCGCCUCCGAGGGCAUGCGCUUCUGCAGCGACUGCGGCAACAAGUGCACGCCCCAGGACAAGUUUUGCAGCGGAUGCGGCCACGCUAUGAUGAGGGCCAUGAACGAGAACAUGUCCAUGUAG